Messenger RNA from Pistacia vera, 1394 nucleotides. Its product is annotated as E3 ubiquitin-protein ligase APD2-like. Lineage: Eukaryota; Viridiplantae; Streptophyta; Magnoliopsida; Sapindales; Anacardiaceae. The transcript is spliced from 8 exons. The record is from RefSeq and is a predicted model, not a curated record. Bases 118 to 1284 code for a protein of 388 amino acids.
AGUUGAAACACACCUCUAAUAAACCUACUAGUCUUCUCUCCUAAUUCAUCAUCUUCGCCAGAAACACUGACUCUUGUUGUUAUAUCUCUUUCUACCCAAAGACACACAUCAUCAGCCAUGUUAAGGCCAGUUCUUGCUCCUCCUAUUAGGCAUCGUCAGCGGUGGCAAGAGAGCUGGGCACGCUUGAUAGCCCCUUUGACCUUAUGGAUAUGUGUUACUGUGAGUCUAAGAUAUGGUUACUAUGGGGAUUAUCGCAUGGUGCUUGGACCCAGUUCAUCAAGAUUGAUGAAAGCAAGUUCUGUGUUUGUAAAGCAGGUUGAAGUGAGAGAUGAUGACAGGAAAGGGGUUCUUCUUUAUGGGUUUUCUGAGAAGCCUGAAUUGAGGUUGGAAACCAAUUGGAGCGUUUCAAAGUUUUUGAUUGUUGGAUCUUACAGUCGCAAGGGGUUUUCUUUGUGGUUGAACAAAGGCUCCAGAAUCCAUAUGAGAUUGGACACUCAGAGUACAAGUCUAAAUCAACUCCAAGUGGUUAUGAUUAAGGGAGAACGAAAAUUUCAAACAUUGCUGCCCAAACUCACCAGUUCCUCAGAAUCAUUUGCCCUUACUGACACAAUAACUGGUAAAGUUGCUGAAUACACUAUUGAAGAAGAUGACAGGUACUAUAUUGGUGUCCUUAACACAAAUCCCAAAAGUAUAAUAAUGCCAAUGAGUGUAAAUGUUACAUCCAAAUUGUAUGAUCUAACGAAAGCAAAGAACGUCUGUUCAACAUUAAAGGGAUCAUGCCGGCUCCAACUCUUGUUUCCCAAUACUCAUUAUGUCAUACUAACAACACCCAACAAUGGGGAUCUAGAUGGAUGGUAUGUUGAACUAUCUUUUGUUGCUCGAGUGAUAACCUACAUAGCAAUUUUAGGAUUUAUCAUAAUGGUUAUUUUUCUGAUAUUGAAAUACCUUGGAGCUUGCGAUGUUGAGGAGGAUAACUUAGGAGAUACAGCGAUAAGGGAAAUAUCUGAGACUGACCCUAUAAUACCUGAGAAGCCAGUUCAAUACACGUAUGGAACAAAUGAAGAAGAUGAUGAUGGAGGAUCGUCUAGCAGCUCUUCGGAGGAUUUGUAUGAUGCAAAAUUAUGUGUUAUUUGUUACGAUGACCAACGAAACUGCUUCUUUGUUCCAUGUGGGCACUGUGCAACCUGCUAUGACUGUGCUCAGAGGAUUAUGGAGGAGGAUAGUAAGAUGUGUCCAAUAUGUCGCAGGCUUAUUCACAAAGUUAGAAGAUUGUUUACCCCGUAGAGCUAAAAUGAGCUAGGAAAAUUGUGUGAUUGUGUUUGAGAAGAAAUUUGAUGUGAGUAGAGUGUAAAGGAUUUUUUUUUCCCUGGAUAGAGUGAGUGCUUUUAUUUUUU